AUGCUUCCCCGACUGACUAAACAUUUAAAGUAUGCAGUGGUAUAUUUUCCUGUAGAUGAUUCUGUCUCGCGAAUCGCGACAAAAGAUGUUGUCAUGGUCGAAGGUGGCGGAGAAAUGAAGGAAAAAUUGAAAGUUUUUGUCCUGGUCAAACGUGAGAGAUAUCUGGUGUACAUCUUACAUCUUUCCGGUAAGUAUAUUAACAGAAAUGAAGAUUCAUGAAUGCAAUACUUUAUAGCUUGGUAAAAUUAGAAAGAAUUUCAACUUGGCCAUCCAGGUAAUUUAUAAACAAUUGAGCAACACUGCCGGGAUUUUAACACUCGUGAAUUAUUAAAAACCCUGCAUACCCCGGUGGUCGGGGUUUCAAUUGACUAGUGCAUAACAUUGACAAUUUAUAUAAUAUAUAUUUCUAAUUUUAUUUAUACUAUAGAUGAUUAUUCUUCCGUGAAUCAAGCCGAGGAGAAAUUCUUAAGGUUGACGAAGGAAGAGUUGCCCCAUGAACUCCUGAUAGAAAUGGACAAGUCAGACGAUGAAAACGCCAAAUCCAUCCCACCAGAGGCAAAAAGACUGAAGUUGUCGAAUGCUGCAGAAAAAAGGCAACGGGCAAAGCCAAACAAGAGAAAGAAAAGUAUAUCCAUGGACGACGUUAACAAAGAAAACAUGUUACCAAAAAUGAAAAAGGCAAAGAAAGCAGAGAAGCCGAAACACAAACAAAAGGUAUAUAUACACACAGUAUGACAUAUUAUGUAUGUUAUAAACAGUAUAUAUAUUAUAAGCAGUAUAUACGUGCAAUAAUAUAUACUAUAAAAGUUUAUAGUCAGCAAGACACAUUAGAUAUCACCAAAACAAAAUUCAACGUUAUACAACCUAAUCACGUCUUUAUCAGUAAAAUUUGGGCCGUUUCAAAGGUCACAUUUCGUAUGUGUCGAAUUCAAUUCUGCUUGGGUAGGGCUCGCGAAAAAAGUCUGGAACGAGGUAACAAAAGAGACAGCAUGUAGUGUUAUUGAAAAGUCAUUGCCUUGUCACAUGUUUUGGGUAAUAAUCCUAUGUCCUAUAAUACAUAUAUUUUUAGUGCUUUAAAUAAGACGAGCCACAGCUUAUUUCGCUGGUAUAGUGUAAAAUGGCCCUAUGCUGACUUACUGUGAAUUUGAUUGAAUAUGCUGAAUUGUAUUCGGCACAUGCAAAAUUCGACGUUUGAACCUGGCCUUAAACUUUGUCUUUGACCUCUUUUUUGUAACUUAUACGUUAAUAGAAUCCUGCAGUUCUGGUUAAAACCGGUAAUGGAAACUGGCGAGGUGGCUGAUACAGAUUCGGAGCUUUCCAUCAAAUCAUCCGAAUAUUGUUCAGAACCAGACAGCGAUGACGAACGAAUCCAACCAGUUACGGUCAUCAAUACGGAUGAAGACGAAUCAACAAGUAGCCUACCGCGGGAGGAGUUUGACUUCAUGGACAACAACCAAUCCAUAGUUUCUGGUAUCCCUCAUAGCCCAACAGAAAAGGUUACUUGCUCUACAUUGAUAGAAACGCCUGAUAAGACAGCCAAACCCGUCAUUCCAAAUUCCAGCAUCUGUUCAUACCGAGUCAACACAGCCCCAGAUCAUACAAAAAGACAAAAGCCAAAAUUAUGAAGAAACUCGAUCAAAUUCUUGAAAAUCAAGUUGUCAUUUUAUCGCUACUUGAAAUUCGCACCCAACCUGAUGCUGUUGAGAACCCCACUGGCACUGUCGAUGAAAUUGCUAUGAGACGAAGUCCACCGCCACCACUGCCACAACUUAUCCCGAUGCCGGCGAUGCAAAUAAACAAUCAUCUGAAUGAUGAU
Messenger RNA from Paramuricea clavata, 1816 nucleotides. NCBI's taxonomy places the organism in Eukaryota, Metazoa, Cnidaria, Anthozoa, Malacalcyonacea, Plexauridae. The record is from the annotation of a GenBank genome assembly.